CGCUUUCAAGUUUAUAGAAGAAACCCCUUGCAAGGCGCCUUUCUGAACUAUAAGCAACAUGGCGACUUACACUGAAAUGUACGACAAUUUGCUAGGCCAAGGAAUCCCACAAAGAAUAUCAGCUAGGUUGGAUGAAAUUCAUCAAAAAGGACUUCUCACAAUUGACGAGUUAGAUGAUCGCGCGUUAGAAGCUUUAAAAGAAUUCAGUGAGGAUGAUGCAUUAAAUGUUCUAGAACAGUUCUCCAAAAGUGAUUUGUCUCACGUACAAAACAAGAGCGCUUUUUUAUGUGGCGUGAUGAAGACGUAUCGCGCCAAGUUAAAAAAUAACGAAGGUGUACCAACUGCCUUAAUUAAAACAGAAAAUACAGAUACGAGUCAAACAGCAAGUGUUAUACCGUCAGGUGCAAACGAAGAAAAAGUCAAGGCUUUAUUAGAUCGCACAGGUUAUACUUUAGAUAUAACAACAGGUCAAAGAAAGUAUGGAGGUCCACCCCCUGGCUGGGAAGGAGUUGAACCAGGAAGAGGCGAAAAAAAAUUUUGCUCCCAAGUAUUUAUUGGCAAACUACCAAGGGAUAUGUAUGAAGAUGAACUUGUUCCAUUUAUGGAAGAAUUUGGCACUAUUUAUGACUUAAGGAUCAUGAUGGAUCAUGUUAGUGGUUUAAACAAAGGCUAUGCAUUUUGUACAUACACAACAAAAGAAGCUGCUCUAGCGUCUGUUAAGGGAAUGGAGAAAAAGGAAGUUAGACCUGGAAAAAUGCUUGGUGUUUGUUUGUCACAAUCAAAUAAUAGAUUAUUUGUUGGCUCUAUACCUAAAUCGAAAACAAAGAAACAAAUUUUUGACGAGUUCAAUACUAAAGUGGAAGCUUUGUGUGAUGUUAUUGUUUAUAUUUCGUCUGAAGAUAAAAGUAAAAAUCGUGGUUUUGCAUUUUUGGAGUUUAUAUCGCACAAAGAUGCAUCAACUGCCAGAAGACGUUUAGGCAGUGGUAAAAUUAAAGUUUUUGGCAAUAUUUCCCCAACAGUUGACUGGGCUGACCCUGUACAUGAACCUGAUGAAGAAACAAUGUCAAAGGUAAAAGUUGUUUAUGUACGCAAUUUAUCACCUGCUAUUGAUGAAACGAAAUUGAAUGAACUAUUUAAACAAUAUGGCACUGUUGAAAAAGUUAAAAAAAUUAAAGAUUAUGCCUUCAUCCACUUUGUUAAUCGAGAAGAUGCAUUGAGAGCUAUCGAAGAGUUGGAUGGGCAAGAAUUAGAUGAUAUCAAGAUAGAAGUUUCUUUAGCAAAACCUCAAGUUGAUAAAAAGGAACAACGUCGUGGCAUGUCAGGUUUUGGCGCCUUGAGUAGAGGCAGAACAGAUCGGGGUGACUUUAGAGGCGGACCACGAGGAGGGAGGGGACGUGGUCGUGGUGGCUAUGCUGGGUAUGGUGGUUACGAUGGAGGUUAUGAUGAGGGAUAUGGGGAUGGAUAUGGUGGCUAUCAGCAAGGGGGUUAUGGUUAUGAUGACUCCUCAUAUGACGAUUAUUAUGCUCCUCCACCAUCAAGAGGAAGAGGUGGACGAGGAGGUCCAGGAAAUCCAAGAGGCAUGAUGCCAAGAGGUGGACCUUCACAUGGAGGAAUGAGAGGAAGGGGUAAUCCAAGGGGAAUGUUGCAACGAGGUGGAUAUAGUGCCCGUGGUGCUCCACCACGUGGUCGUGGUGCACCUAGGGGUGGUGCUACUAUGGCACCAAAACGCAAGGCAGAUUAUGGUGGUGGGACUGGUUAUGAUCAGGCUCCAAAACGAAAAUUUGGUGCUGAUGGAUGGAGCUCUCAACCAAUUGCCCAACAGCCUUUGAAUUCAAGUAGUUAUUACAGUGAUGAUUAUUCUGGGGGUCAACAGGAGUGGUAUCAGGAUUCUUAUGGUCAACAGUGGAAGUAAAUUUUAAUCAAGCACCUGCCCUUUAACAAAAAGUUAUCCAAAAUUGUCAAAAAGUACCAAAAAGGAUAAAACAAUUCUUUAUAUAUUUAAAACUUCUCUAAAACAAGAGAAUAUAUCGGACAAGAUGGUGGCAAUGAAAAACUGAUUGUGGAAGUAAAUUUUUAAAAACUGGAGAAGUUUUGAAAACUUCCUGAAUUUCAAACUAAAAGAUGUACGUUGUGUAUCCAAAAUAUGUAACUAAAACCUUAUUUCCAAGAGUAUCAGUUUAGAUUCCAACUUUGUUGAAGAUGUAAAUUGUCGUUUUUUUAAACAAAAUAUUAAAUUAAAAGUGUCA
This is a messenger RNA of Hydractinia symbiolongicarpus, 2246 nucleotides long. Its product is annotated as heterogeneous nuclear ribonucleoprotein R-like. The transcript is spliced from 3 exons. Gene Ontology annotation, cellular component: nucleus; ribonucleoprotein complex. NCBI's taxonomy places the organism in Eukaryota, Metazoa, Cnidaria, Hydrozoa, Anthoathecata, Hydractiniidae. The coding region runs from base 59 to 1912 and encodes 617 amino acids. The record is from RefSeq and is a predicted model, not a curated record. Gene Ontology annotation, molecular function: mRNA binding.